AUGUUGGUCAAUGUGCACAAUGUAACCCAUAAAGAAAAUGUUCUGCAUCCUACUUUGUUCGCCGCUGUUUUACUUGUUGGGGGCGGGAGCCCAGGCUGUCUGGUCAGCGAGAGCGGCUGCGGCUGCGCCAUUCUGCGCUCAGGGCUCGCAGGCGGAUCUGCAGAGGAGCGAGCUGCCGCCUCUGAGCCGGCACCAGGAGCGGGAGGCCAGACCCUGCGGUUCCUCUCCCGCCUGACAGCUCCAGGAAGGCAGAUCCUUUCCCGGCCAGCCAGCCCCAGAAGCGGCGCUCCAGCGGGUGGCCAGGAAUACGUCUUCCAGGCACAGACCAGAAAAGGGCUGGGAUCUCGGCCGCUGGCGCCCCCGCACAGGUACAGACGCGGGACCCUUGCUCCCGCCGAGAUGCAGAUGGCUUUGUCCUCCUGUCUCGGGCUGGCCAAUGCGUCUUGCCCGGGUCCCACGCCGCUCUGCCCCAACGCGUCGAGCCCGCCGCCGCUGCCGCCGCCCCUGGCCGUGGCCGUGCCGGUUGUGUACGCGCUGAUCUGCGCCGUGGGGCUGGCGGGCAACUCUGCCGUGCUGUUCGUGCUGUUGAGGGCGCCGCGUCGGAAGACCGUCACCAACCUGUUCAUCCUCAACCUGGCCAUCGCCGACGAGCUCUUCACGCUUGUGCUGCCGGUCAACAUCGCUGACUUACUGCUGCGCCAGUGGCCCUUUGGGGAGCUCAUGUGUAAGCUCAUCGUGACCAUCGACCAGUACAACACCUUCUCCAGCCUCUACUUCCUCACCGUCAUGAGCGCCGACCGUUACCUCGUGGUGCUGGCCACCGCCGAAUCCCGCCGCGUGGCCCGCCGCUCCUACGGCGCCGCGCGCGCCGUGAGCCUGGCGGUGUGGGGCCUCGUCACGAUCGUCGUGCUGCCCUUCGCCGUGUUCGCGAGACUCGACGACGAGCAGGGACGGCGUCAGUGCGUGCUGGUCUUCCCGCAGCCCGAGGCCUGGUGGUGGCGAGCGAGCCGCCUCUACACCCUGGUGCUGGGCUUCGCCCUCCCGGUGACGGCCAUCUGCGCGCUCUACACCUCCCUGCUGUGCCGGCUGCACGCCAUGCGGCUGGACAGUCGUGGCAAGGCCCUGGACCGCGCCAAGAAGCGGGUGACCGUGCUGGUGGUGGCCAUCCUGGUUGUGUGCCUACUCUGCUGGACGCCCUACCACCUGAGCACCGUGGUGGCGCUCACCGUCGACCUCCCGCAGACGCCGCUCGUCGUUGCUGCGUCCUACUGCAUCACCAGCCUGAGCUAUGCCAACAGUUGCCUCAACCCUUUCCUCUACGCUUUUCUCGACGACAACUUCCGCAGGAGCCUCAACCAGCUGCUGGCGUGCCGCGCCACUGCCUGA
Molecule: messenger RNA, 1386 nt
Organism: Loxodonta africana (African savanna elephant)
Lineage: Eukaryota; Metazoa; Chordata; Mammalia; Proboscidea; Elephantidae
Gene: NPBWR1
Product: neuropeptides B and W receptor 1
Exons: 3
Coding region: 1-1386 (461 amino acids)
Biological process (GO): neuropeptide signaling pathway
Cellular component (GO): plasma membrane; neuron projection
Molecular function (GO): neuropeptide receptor activity; neuropeptide binding
Source: RefSeq, a predicted model, not a curated record